AUGCCCAUUGCCCAGCCAGAGAGCUGGAAGAACAUUGCCGGCGCACCAAUCCAUGAGGGCUUUGUGCUCAUGGCGCUCAGUGCGCUCGAUGGCCUGGUCGAUAGGCGAUACCUUCCUUCCCAACGCCAUGUCCAAUUGCUCCUGCAUCUCGUGACCGAUCUGAAAACCAAGAAGGAGGACUUACGCCGCGCACCCUCCCCACUAUCCAUCCUCUACCGUUAUCUCGAUCUAUAUGGGUCCGAUCUCCUCCCACUCCUUCCUCAACUGCACAAAGGUGCAACAGACUACGACGACCCCCGGACUCCCGACUGGCUGGCUUGGAGGCCGAAUGGUGAACUUGAGUGUGCUGUGCGCAAACGCGUGUUGGAGAGCACCAAGCACGGCAUCUGGGUGUUCCUCUACAAACCAUUGGAGAAGAAGGAAGACAGAAAGAAGCAAAGGAGGACCCACAAUUCGGACGACGAAGGGGAAACCCGCGUGAUCUCCGACGACGGCUGGGACGUGCUAGAGUGGCUCGUGACUUUGUGGUCGACAUCACCCCCAGCGCUGCUGCAGCAACUACACCAGCCAGCAUCUGUCAAGCUUCAGUACGACGAUGCGGGCGUCGUGCUUGCGGCCGUGCGGGCAGCCUUCCUUCCAACGGAUCCACCGACACCGUUCAAUGCCAUUCCUGCACGUCGAGCAACCUCAGCCAAACUCCUUUCCCUAGUCAUCGACCUCGCUCGGCCACCCAAGUCGCCUUUCCACCCCCAAUCCCUUGUUCUAUCCAUCGUCACUCUCUUCCGCGUACCUGCUGCGCAAGUUUCUGUCCUCGCUCGUGCGAUCACAAAUUGGAAUGCGCGCGCACACAUCCUCGCCGUUGUCCUAGAAGAUGCGGCUGGCGUUCGUAAGCAGCGCGAAGCAGCUCGGCGUUCCAACGUCGUCAGCUCAACAUCGCGUGCCCCAAGCGUCGGCACUCGGGCUACGCGGCUGACGGUCACCCGCAGUCGGAGCACGACGCUGGCGGCUGAGGACGUCCCUGGCAUGAUGAGCCUCGCCACCCCAUUCCAAGCACCCGACGUGGACUAUGCGCUCAAUCUCCUUGCCCUCGAUGGCGAUGACCGCUCUCCCGUCCUUGCAGCCGAGCUCGUGUCCCUCCUCAUCGCACACGUACCGAAAGACGACGCGUGGCAGCGCGUUGACAACGGGUUUAUCGGUGCACAUGACGGCGUGCUCGGCCGCGUGCUGAUUAUGGCGCGCAAACGGGCUGACGCUGUGUGCGACCGCGUGCCCACCGUCACGGCCAAGGUCACCUUCGAGGCACCGGACGAGCCGAUGGAUAUCGACGAGACGCAGAGCACAGUGCCCCUCACCCGAUCGCAACUCGUCAAUUUCUCCGAUGAGGAAGAGUCGCAAUGUCCAGUUGGGUUACUUUCGGGUAGCGGCUGGUCGUCGCUCACCUCGCUCCAGGACAACGGCGACGGGGGUGACGACGAGGGCGUAGGCAACGCAGAUGAAUCUCAGCUUCCGGCAGAGACUUUGCCGCUGAGCAAGGCGCAGAGGGCCCAGUUCGAUGACUCGGAGAGCGACGAGGAGGAGUCUCAGCUGCCGACCGAGACGUUCCCUCUCAUAAAGACACAGAGAGCACGUUUUGCAGCUGACGAGGAUGACUUAGAUAGAGCCGAGUCUGAAUCCGAGGAGGACAAGGAAAAGGAGUGCGAUGGAGAGGAGUCUCAGCUCCCUCCGGAGACUCUGCCUCUCACCGUGGCGCAACGCGCUCAUUAUGGUGAGGAUCUCAGCGAAAAUGAGUCGCAGGUCACUCCCAAUAUUGGAACGGCACGGACAACCCCCAACGACAGCGCUAGAGAGGCGAGUGUAUCUGACAUAAUAGGCGACGCGCUAUCACCAGGCAGCGGCAGCGGCGAGGAGUGGCAGCUGUCGGCCGAGACGCAGCCGCUGACACGAUCACAACGGCGUGCACUGUUCAACGACGAGGAGUUGCAGCGCCCAUAG
Messenger RNA from Cutaneotrichosporon cavernicola, 1992 nucleotides. RefSeq lists its product as uncharacterized. The transcript has 2 exons. The record is from RefSeq and is a predicted model, not a curated record. NCBI's taxonomy places the organism in Eukaryota, Fungi, Basidiomycota, Tremellomycetes, Trichosporonales, Trichosporonaceae. Bases 1 to 1992 code for a protein of 663 amino acids.